Perkinsus marinus ATCC 50983 is the source of this 1455-nucleotide messenger RNA. RefSeq names its product H/ACA ribonucleoprotein complex subunit, putative. Gene Ontology annotation, molecular function: RNA binding; pseudouridine synthase activity. Gene Ontology annotation, biological process: rRNA pseudouridine synthesis; mRNA pseudouridine synthesis; snRNA pseudouridine synthesis. The coding region runs from base 1 to 1455 and encodes 484 amino acids. Gene Ontology annotation, cellular component: box H/ACA snoRNP complex. NCBI's taxonomy places the organism in Eukaryota, Perkinsozoa, Perkinsida, Perkinsidae. The transcript has 13 exons. The record is from RefSeq and is a predicted model, not a curated record.
AUGGCUAAGACUAAGAAGGAAGCUCCUACUGCUGCUGUCGCCGCCUCUUCUACUGCGGAGGCCCAGAAAUCUACGGAUUGCAUGAUAAAGCCUUCCAGCGUGAGCCCUCCGAUCAACACCUCGGAGUGGCCCCUUCUGCUGAAGAACUACGACAGGCUUAACGUGCGCACCGGACACUACACUCCUCUGCCCUUCGGCUGCUCCCCACUCAAUCGUCCUCUCGACCAGCAUUUGCUAUACGGCGUAUGCAACCUCGAUAAGCCGGUUAACCCUUCCUCCCAUGAGGUUGUUGCUUGGAUUAAGCGCAUCCUCAAGUGUGAGAAGACUGGCCAUUCUGGCACUCUCGAUCCUAAGGUCUCUGGCUGCCUCCUCGUAUGCCUCAACCGUGCCACCCGUCUCGUGAAAGCCCAACAAGGCGCGGGGAAAGAGUACGUCUGUGUGGUCCGCUUCCACGCUGACCCUGGUGGAGAGGCUGCUAUCACUCGCGCCUUGGAUCAGCUCACUGGUGCCCUUUUCCAGAGGCCCCCAGUCAUUGCUGCUGUGAAGCGUCAGCUCCGUAUCCGUACCAUCUACUGGUCCAAGCUGCUCGACUAUGAUGAGGAGAAGCACAUGGCCGUCUUCCACGUCUCCUGUGAGGCCGGUACCUAUAUCCGAACCCUCUGUGUCCAUAUGGGCCUCCUCCUCGGUGUGGGUGCCCACAUGCAGGAGCUGAGACGUGUGAGGUCUGGAAAUCUCGGGGAGCAAGAUCAGCUCGUCACCAUGCAUGACUUGCUCGAUGCUCAGUAUGUCUAUGAGAGCACUAGAUCCGAGGAGUACCUCAGACGUACUAUCAUGCCCCUUGAGCGCAUCCUCGUCUCCUAUCCCCGUAUCGUCCUCAAGGACUCUGCUGUCAACGCUGUCUGCUAUGGUGCUAAGUUGAUGGUUGUUGGUGUCCUCCGAUUCGAGAAUGGUAUCGAGGUCGGCAAGGACGUAGUGUUGAUGACCACGAAGGGAGAGGCGGUCGCCUUGGGCAUCGCUCAGAUGACCACGGCUGUCAUCGCUAGUGUUGACCAUGGUUGUGUGGCAACUAUCAAGCGUGUCAUUAUGGAGCGCGACACUUAUGAUUCCCGUUGGGGUUAUGGCCCGAGGGCCUCUGAGAAGAAGAAGCUCAUCCUCAACGGCAAGUUGGAUGAGAAGGGAAGACCCAACGAAAACACUCCUGAGUCCUGGUUGAAGCAUGAGGGUAUGAUUCCUAAGCUUACCGGUGCCCCUGCUGAGGACAAGAAGGAGUCUCCCAAGGAGGAGUCUCCUGAGGAAGAGGAGGAGCCGGUGAAGAAAGAAAAGAAGAAGCACCACAAGAAGCGUGCUGUAGAGGAAGUUGAGGAGGCCGAGGAGGCUGAUGAGGAAGCCGUCGAAAAGAAGAAGAAAAAGAAGAAGUCCAAGCAUCAUCAUCACGACGACGAGGAUGAGGCAUAA